Molecule: messenger RNA, 1847 nt
Organism: Gossypium raimondii (Peruvian cotton)
Lineage: Eukaryota; Viridiplantae; Streptophyta; Magnoliopsida; Malvales; Malvaceae
Exons: 6
Coding region: 190-1635 (481 amino acids)
Source: RefSeq, a predicted model, not a curated record
ACAAAAAGUGGCUCCACUUUAGGUUUUAUUACUACAACGUUAACUUCCUCAUUUCUCUUCCUCGCCGCCUUCUUUUCCUUCUUCACUUCACUCUCUCCUGAUAGUAAACUACAUUGUGCUCCAAAAGCCGCAGUUGAAAAGGAAAAGCCGACUCCCUUCGAUAGCUUGGAUGGGAAGAGUUCAAGGUGCAUGAAUAAUGAUAACAUGGAGGGUUUGUUGCAAAAGCAAAAGGCUCCCAAGAAUUCCGAAGAUAUCGAGGUUGAUAUAAUUGGAUGUACAAACAAUAAUGACAUCAGAACGGUUAAAAUUGAGGACCCGGAUGUGACUGAGUGUUCCAGCUCAUUUGCCGACACCACGUCUGAUGCCGAGAAAUGUUCUGGAUUGAGUGAUGCUGAAGUUGAAACCCAGUUCCUUGGUGAUGCUGCUUUUGGAUCUGCUUACGAACCGUUUAGUAGCGUGUUUCAUAUGAGGAAGAAGAGGCUGACAAGUCAUUGGAGGAGCUUCAUUCGGCCUCUCAUGUGGCGCUGCAAAUGGGCAGAACUCAGAAUCAAACAAAUCGAGUCUCAAGCAGUAAAAUACAGCAGAGAAAUUUCCGCAUAUGAGCAGAGCAAGUUCUCCAGAAUCGACCAAUCUGCACUAGAAGGUUUUGGUUCAAAGUCAUUGCCAUUUUGUAGUCAGUAUAACCGUAGAAAGGCCAUAAAGCGGAGGAGACGAAAGAGAAUAGAAGAAACAACUGAUAUAGCAUCGUACAUGUCAUGUCAUAACUUAUUUUCAUAUUUUGAAAACAGGAAAACCAUUCCGGAUGGUGCUUACAUUGCUGAUGAUUUUCCCAACACAGCCAAUAUGGACCAAGAUACAGAGCGCAAUGAUAAAUUCGACGUUAAUAACGAUCAAUUGCUUUUCGAGUUCAGAGAUGAAAAUAAUUCCUUGGAGCAAGUCCUUAGGAAGAUUGAAAUUGUUCAUGCUAAGGUUCAAAAACUCAGGAGUCAACUUGAUCAGGUGAUGUCCAAAAAUGCUUCGAAGUUUUCUUCCUCUGAGAAUUUGAGCCUCCUUGCUGCUUGUGAUGCUCAAACCAGCUCCGCUCCUAGCCCUACAUUUUCGGCUGGAAAUGGAGACACAAUAUCUGUUGGACCUGCAUAUAACACAACUCAGCAGAUUUCCGAAUAUGUUGGAGAUUUGGUUAUGCCUGCAAGUGCUGUUUCAAGUUAUGGAGAGGCUUUCCAUGUCCCAGAUAUAAUCGAAAGCACAGUUGGAUUAUUGUCAUCUGCUGAAGUUACCUGCCAUCAGCCGCAACUCGUAGACUCGUGCGAAGAUAUUGUGGAAAAUGUUCUGAUACAGAACGAAGGAAAUGCUGGAGACAAACAAGUUUUAACGACAACAAACAGUCGGUCUACAAAGCAACAGCAUCAAACCGAGAAAGUCGAAGAAGUAGAGAGCACCAAUCCUUCCCGCAUUCUGACAUCAGAACCUAAUCAUGCAACCAAAAACGUGGUGUCUCAGGAGCAAUCAACUCUGAGACAAUGCCUAGCUGCAGACAUCUGUUUCCCAAAGAGCAAACGAAAGCGAGGGGAACGUAAAGCUGGUUCAGGUGGUUGGAGCAGGAAACAGUCAGGUGAGCCUGAUAAUAGCCAAUGACUUCAUUUUUGGAAUACUGAUGGUUCACUAAGCUUAGUAGGCUCAACACUCUUUGCUAACCAGUCACUAAGAGGACUCAAUAGGCACUGUAACUGGAACUCCUUGAUUUUAUGGAUCCACUAAAUUGUUGUUUCUGAUAAACUAGCUUCAACCAACAGUGUUCAUGGGGUCAAAAUUCUAAUCUACAGUUUAGUGAUCAUGGUUUGUUGACA